Arxiozyma heterogenica is the source of this 1881-nucleotide messenger RNA. RefSeq names its product phosphatidylinositol 4,5-bisphosphate-binding protein (gene SLM2). The record is from RefSeq and is a predicted model, not a curated record. The transcript has a single exon. The coding region runs from base 1 to 1881 and encodes 626 amino acids. NCBI's taxonomy places the organism in Eukaryota, Fungi, Ascomycota, Saccharomycetes, Saccharomycetales, Saccharomycetaceae.
AUGUCAACUCACAACACCAUGACCUCCGCUGUCUCUGACAUGAGGUCACAACAACAGGCUAAUCUACAACAAUUACAAAACUUACAACAACAUACAAGAAGUUUGACAUCUACUAAUACCACUGACUACUAUUAUCUACAACAACAACAACAAUCAAAAAUAUCCCAACAAUCUCAACUACAAAACUCAAGUAAUACAACACUACAACAACAACAAGCUUCUGUUAAUACAAACCAACUACCGCAUAAAAACUCUCUAACUUCAACGCAUAUAACAACACGAAAUUCUUUUCAAAGACAACGUGUUUCACAACAACAACAGGACCCAAGGUCUCCCUUAGUAGUAAUGAUUCCAACUAGUGCUCAGCCUACAGAGGUCCUUGCAGCAAGAUUUUCCGCAUGGAGAAGUGUCAUCAAAUCUUUGCUUAUAUAUCUCAAUGAAAUUGCGUCUAUCCAGGAUGAAAUCGUAAGACAACAGGUCAGACUAGCUCAUGCUAUCCAAUUCCCAUUUUUUGCUAUCGAAAACCAAUCCCAACCUACUUCUAAUGAUGAUAAAGCUAUCAAUAAGUUUUUUUUACCCUUAGGAAACGGGUCUGUUCAAGAUAUACCAACCAUCCUAAACCAAUAUCAUGGAACAUUGGCAUCUGUCGCAUCUAAAGCAUCAAAAGAGUUGACUAAUGAAGUCAUACCUAGGCUGGAAGAAUUAAGAAGAGACCUGCUAGUCAAAAUUAAAGAGAUCAAGACUUUGCAGUCUGACUUCAAAAAUUCUUGUAGCAAAGAGUUACAACAGACCAAACAAGAUAUGAAACAAUACAUCGAUUCUUUGAAAGAAUCCAGGUACAAUGCACCAAAACAAGACCCUUUUUUGACAAAACUCAUUCUCGAUAAACAGAUCAAAAAACAAAUCAUGGAGGAAAAUUAUCUACAUGAAGCCUUCGAUAAUUUACAAAAUUCCGGUGCUGAAUUAGAGAAAGUGGUUGUCAUGGAAAUUCAAAACGCAAUGACUAUAUAUGCAAGGCUGUUAGGCCAAGAAUCUCAAUUGGUUUUCGAUAUCCUAAUAUCUAAAUUGGAUCUCGGUUUCUUCAAUAAGGACCCACAAUUUGAAUGGGACAAUUUCAUAUCAAGGGAUCCAAAUUUCAUUCCACCAAAUUUACCAAUAAGGAAAUUUAAAGAAAUUGUAUACAAGUAUCAAUACGAUCCAAUGACUUAUGAGAUUAAAUCAGGCUAUUUAGAGAGAAGAUCCAAGUUUUUGAAAUCUUAUUCAAAGGGGUUCUAUGUUCUAUCACCAAAUUUCUUACAUGAAUUUAAGAGUGGUGAUAGGAAGUCAGAUCUAGUUCCAGUGAUGUCUUUAUCAUUGAGUGAAUGUUCAGUAGCAGAGCAUUCAAAAAAGGAUUCCAGCGAACAUAAAUUUAUAUUACAUGCAAAGCAAAAUGGGAUCAUUCAUAGAGGUCAUAAUUGGGUCUUUAAAUGUGAUUCCUAUGAAUCUAUGAUAUCUUGGUAUCAUAAUCUUAAAAGAUUCACAUCUUUCAAUUCAAAUCAAGAAAAGGCAAAAUAUAUUAUUGAGAAAUAUAAUUUAAAUAAGGAUGGAAAACCAAAGACUGAUCUCAAUAACUCGACUAAUAAAUUGACUAAAACUGCAAGUAAUCAAACAUCCCUGUCUACGACAAUAGAUGCUAACACCGUGAGGACACAGAACGAAAGCGGCCUAAGGGAUAGUAACAUUUCUGUUAAUGAUGAAAACAUGUAUAGCUCUACUCCGAGAUUGGAUAACACCACAAGAACAAACACAAUCUCAUCUAUCUCUGAAAUGACUGACUCACAGGCUCAUGAUGUUAUACCCAGUUUCUACAUUGAGACAGUUAAUCCAGGCCAAAAACAGUGA